Molecule: messenger RNA, 1296 nt
Organism: Dioscorea cayenensis subsp. rotundata (Guinea yam)
Lineage: Eukaryota; Viridiplantae; Streptophyta; Magnoliopsida; Dioscoreales; Dioscoreaceae
Exons: 1
Coding region: 1-1296 (431 amino acids)
Biological process (GO): proteolysis
Molecular function (GO): aspartic-type endopeptidase activity
Source: RefSeq, a predicted model, not a curated record
AUGAGGUUUGUAAAUGUAGACAAGAGGCUUGAUGAAUUUGGCAAGGUGCUUCGGAAUGUCCAAGCUUCAAUUCAGUCCCUUGAGACCCAAGUUAGACAUUUUGCAAGGGCAAAUUCUGAACGUCCCCUGGGUAGCUUCCCAAGCAACACCGAAAAUAACCCAAGGGAUUUGAAGGCCUUGACUUUGAGGAGUGUGAAACAGUUUGAGGCAAAGGCUAGUGAGGGCCCAAGUGCCUCUAAUGAAAGGGUAGCCGUCCAAGAAGACCCUACUCCGACUGAGAAUUUGAGUGACAAAAGUGGGGGAAAACAAGAUGAAGUGUGUUCCAAAUCUUUACCCCCAAAGGUCCCGGAGUAUAAGCCUCCUAUGCCCUAUCCGGUGAGGCUUAAAAAAGAUAAGGAAGAUGCUCAGUUCAAGAAAUUCCUUAACAUCUUCAAGCAACUUCACAUCAACAUUCCCCUCAUCGAUGGACUUUCACAAAUGCCCAAGUACACAAAAUUCAUGAAAGAUCUCCUCGCCAACAAGUGGAAACUUGAAGACUUGGACACUAUGACUUUUUCGGGAAAUUGCUUGGUUGUGUUCCAAAAGAAGUUACCAAAAACGUUAACUGACCCAGGUAUUUUCAUCAUUCCUUGUAUGCUUGGGGAAGGGAUGCAAGAGAAUGCUCUAGCUGAUUCUGGGGCAAGCAUAAAUGUGAUCCCCUAUACUUUGUUUCUGAAGUUAGGAUUGGAUGAUCUCAAGCCUACAAGAAUGAGACUCCAAUUGGCAGAUCAUUCUAUUAGGAAGCCCCGAGGGGUAGUCGAGGAUGUGCUUGUAAAGGUUGAUAAGCUGAUUAUCCCAGUGGACUUCGUGAUACUUGAUGUAGAUGCGGAUGUCGAAGUCCCUUUGAUCCUCGGGCGCCCAUUCCUCAACACUGCCGGUGCCUUAAUCGAUGUCAAGGGAGGGAAAAUGACUUUGAGAGUGGGAGAUGAGAAAGUGGUUUUUACACUCCUGGAAGCUAUGAGACAAACUUUAGAUCAUGAUGACCCAUUAUUUUUCACUGAUGCAACUGACAUGGUCAUCUCUGAUUGUGUGCAUGAGGUUUUGGCUUUAAACCCUCUAGAAGAGUACCUUGGGACCUUGGAUGACAAGGAAGAUAGAAUGAAGACUUGUAUUCCCACCCCAAGGGAACAUGUUAAUUUUGUGGGGACCAAUCCAACAAAUAGUCCCAAAAAGAAGAAAAAUGUGAAAAAAGUGUGGCGAAAGGUGAACAAGAAGUCUAAAGGGCGAGUAAAUUUAACGCUAUCACCGCCGAGGUAA